AUGGUAUUAUAACGAAAAAUAAACACUAGUGGAGACGUUUACAUAUAUUUUUAUUUAACUAGAAUUGUAAUUAGAUGACUAAAGAGCCAUUCAGAAAGCAUACUGUUUUUUUCUUUUAUUGAUUGGAAAUGGAUUUCUUUCAAUGAAACAGCGACACUAUCGACGUGAAUGUAUAGAAAUAAAUCCUUAUUGCCAUCGAUUGUAAAAAUCCAUGAUUUUCCACUACAAAUUAAGAGGUUCUUCAUCAAAACUAUAUAUAUACUUGAGUUUAAAUAUUUACACUAGUUAUUACUAUUCUAUAACCGAAAAUUACAAAAGCUUUUCAGAAGCAUAACUGUUUCUAUUAAAAUACUCAUCAUAUAGCAAAUAUCAUGAAUAUUUUAGAUCACGUAAAUUUAGAUUAUCACUCGAUAUAAAUAUUAAAAUCAACGACAGCAUGAGUCUUGGCACAUCUUUAUUACCAAACAACAUUUUUACUUUGAAAAAUAAUGUAUUUUUUCAAACAAUAAUGGCCUUAGUCGAAGAAGGACUUUGCAAAAUUUUGAAAGUACAAUCGAUUAAUUCAGUAGAUAAUUUAAUGAUCACCACUGAUGUUUUUGAUGUUUUUAAACACGAUUCACAAGAAGUAAUCGAUAUUAAAAAUAGACAUUUUUUAAAUUUGCAAAAUGGACAAUUUCUUGUUAAAACAAGAAUAAAAAAUAGUCUGUUAUAUGUGUUAAAAUUAUUAAAAGUUAAGAAAGAAGAACAAGAGUCUUUGUUAACUAAUAAUCAUCAAGAACAGCUCGACAUCAAGUUCAUCAAUAACCAUCUACUAUUACUUUCAUUAGUUACGUGGUAUCAAUAUAUUGAUAAUAUAAAAAAUGAUAAUGAUCAUAAACACUCGUUUUGAAAAAUAUUUAUUCAUAAUAUAACAGAGGAUUUAUCAAAAUCAGACAACCAUUUUAGAUAUCAUGAUGUAGUUUAAAAAUUUGCGAUUUCUGUAUAUAUGUUGGGAGGCAAACAAGGUUAUGAAUUCAUCCGCAUAUAUUUAUAUGGUUCAUUACCUAGUUUAGUCUCAUUAAAUAAUACAAUUAGUAAUAGUAAUGCGAUAAUGGAAGAAGGAAAUUUUUAAUUUGAUGCAUUACAACAACAGUUACAUUCUUUAAAUACAAAAUUUUGUUUUUUAGCUGAAGAUUCCACCGAGGUCAUCAGAAAAAUAAAAUAUGAUGCUAGAACAAAUUCUUUCGUUGGAUUUGUUUCACCACUUGAUAAUGGUGUACCAAAGCCGCCAUCGUUUAAAACAAAUUCUUUUGAAGAAUUAAAAAUGUGGUGUGAUACACGAGAAAAAGCACCAUUAUUAAAUGUUCACAUAGUUCAGCCAAUACCUUCCAUAUCGGAUCAAAAUAAAAUUCCAACUUCGUUUAUAUUGUCUGCAUAUAGUGUUAAUAAUAAAUUGACAGAAAAUGAUGUUCUAUGUCGUUGGAAGUUUAUGUUUGAAAAUCAUUUUAAAAGACAAAUCAGAAUAAUUAGCUUUUCUACGGAUAAAUAUAAACAAUUUUAUAUUUCUUAUAUAUGA
Rotaria sordida is the source of this 1555-nucleotide messenger RNA. Lineage: Eukaryota; Metazoa; Rotifera; Eurotatoria; Philodinida; Philodinidae. The record is from the annotation of a GenBank genome assembly.